AUGACCAUGGAACCUACGGGUUCACAAAAACCAAAAUCAACCACACAUACAAGUGUGGAAGAAGAAGAAGCCUUCCAAAAGAUCAUGGAAGAUGCUGAAAAAGAAGAAAGACAAGAAAUUUCUGAAAGUAUGGAAAAGCUUAUUCUUGAAGAAGAUAUGGAAAUAAACGAGGAAAAUGAAGAUGAACAAAUGGAGGAAGGCGAAAUAAACGAAUCUGAAUGGGCCCAAUCGUCUUCUAACUGGGAAAACCCGAAUAAAGAAGAAUCAUUUGCUAAUAAAGCUUUUGAAAAUCAGGAAUGGCAAGAAGUAAAAUCAAAAUCUGAAAAGAAGAAAGAGAAGAUUGAAGAGGAAGCCAUAACUGCAAGUCGAAAGAAGAGAUAUGUGAAGAAAAAUCUCCACGAACUGAAAUACUCAAGGCGCUAUUCGGUCGUCCAGGGACGGACGAUUCGGUGGUUGGAGGUGAUAUUCCGAAGGAAUUAG
Messenger RNA from Meloidogyne enterolobii, 480 nucleotides. The record is from the annotation of a GenBank genome assembly. NCBI's taxonomy places the organism in Eukaryota, Metazoa, Nematoda, Chromadorea, Rhabditida, Meloidogynidae.